Lasiosphaeria miniovina is the source of this 1308-nucleotide messenger RNA. RefSeq names its product Clr5 domain-containing protein. Bases 1 to 1308 code for a protein of 435 amino acids. Lineage: Eukaryota; Fungi; Ascomycota; Sordariomycetes; Sordariales; Lasiosphaeriaceae. The transcript has 3 exons. Gene Ontology annotation, molecular function: protein binding. The record is from RefSeq and is a predicted model, not a curated record.
AUGUGGGAGUGCCACCGAGAGACGAUUACCCGCUUGUACCUGGUCGAGGACCGACCGCUCGAUGAGGUGCGGAGGAUUAUGGCCGCCCAAUUCGGCUUCAAGGCCACUAAGCGAAUGUACACGUUCCGCGUCAAGAAAUGGGGCAUCAAAAAGAACUACACGGCCGACGAGAAGGAUGAGAUCGCCCUGCAGAUAGCCGACGCCCUGGCCAAGAACCAGGAGCUGUCCGGCCUGGUCUUCAACAACCGACCCAUUAAGCAUCACCGAAUCGUAAGACAUGUGAGGUCCAAGGAGCCAGGGGCCACUCCUUGCACCCCCCAGCUGUGGGCCCAGUACCGGGGGCGUAAGGACGCCGCACAUCAAGUCCCGGGUCAGCCAACCGAUCACAUUGGUGCGACGCUGCCUUUCUCCCAGACCAGAUCUGCCGAGAUCAUUCUUCAAGCCACCCACAGUUUCGUCAGCUCGAUUGCAGACAUCACGUCCUGCAGGCCCAGCUGCAAUGCAGCAGCGGGUGAUCAGUCCGGCUCAGUCAAAUCCGGGCCGUCCAAUCCCGCACUGGGCUGGGAGAACUUCCACGUGGCGUGGCAAAAGGCGCCUGAGGCCGCCGUCUCCGACCCUGCAACUCUGCUGAGGAGGAUCUUGACCAUCGCCGUGCCCGCUUACCUGGGCCACCUCCCCGGUUUGUGCGGGCUCAUCUUGAAGUUCAUGGCCGAGCUGCUCCAGAUCAGACUCGGUGCAGCCCACCCGCUCGUUCGAGUCUGCGCCCAGAUCCAGCGCGACGGCGAGACCCGCAAGACCCUAGACGCCGCCCUCGGUCUCGUGAGAGACUUGUUUGAAGAACGGCUGGGCCCAGAGCAUUCCGAGACGUUCAAGAGCCACCUCGCGCUGGUCGUGUGCCAGCGACGGAACUUGGACCUGGCAGCCGCGGAGAAAUCCGCCGUGGGGCUGAUCCAGCGGUGUCGAACGUGCCCCGGCCUCCACUCCCAGCUCACAGACGCAGUGCUGAUGCACGCCUACAUACUCAAGGACCAGCGCCGCUUCGGCGAGGCCAUCGCGCUGCACCAUCAGAUCCUCAGCGAGUUCCACGGUAUGGGUCUGGUGCGCGACGGGCAGCGCAUCGGCUCCAGGGAGUGCCUCGCCGAGCUGUACCGUUUCCAGGGCCACCUCGCGGUGGAAAGCUGGCACCUUGCCGAGGCGCUGAAGGACGCAGAGAGGGUGUAUGGGCAACGCGCCGCAGAGACGCAGCAUGUCCGGGACAAGUUGAGACGGUCGCUGAAGGAGCGGGGCCGUCUUGAUGAAGAGGCGUGA